This is a messenger RNA of Fragaria vesca subsp. vesca, 1165 nucleotides long. Its product is annotated as vacuolar protein sorting-associated protein 22 homolog 1-like. Gene Ontology annotation, biological process: protein transport to vacuole involved in ubiquitin-dependent protein catabolic process via the multivesicular body sorting pathway. The record is from RefSeq and is a predicted model, not a curated record. Gene Ontology annotation, cellular component: ESCRT II complex. The coding region runs from base 193 to 945 and encodes 250 amino acids. The transcript is spliced from 8 exons. NCBI's taxonomy places the organism in Eukaryota, Viridiplantae, Streptophyta, Magnoliopsida, Rosales, Rosaceae.
UUCCGAUACAUAAAUUUGAUUUUCGUUUAUUUAUCAACUGCGACCAAAAAGGUUUCUGUAUUGGUGGAUGAGGAGAGAAACGAAGCUAAACAGCUGAGAGACACCAUCUCAUUCGGUCCAUCGGCGACUCCACGGUGACGGCUCUCAUCUCACCGGACACACUUUAGGUUCCCUUCUUCAACUCACAGAAGAAUGAGGAGGAGACCUGGUAUUGGUGGUUUACAGAAUGCUGCUGCUGCUAGGGACCAAUAUCGGGCGCUCGGCCAGAAUGUGGCCCAGAUUAGAACGGAUCUCAUGAAGGAGCAGCUUGCCACUUUUAAAAGCCAGUUAGAAGAUUUUGCUCGCAAACAUAAGAAUGACAUUCGCAAGAAUCCUGCUUUUAGAUCACAAUUCCAUGAUAUGUGCACUAAGGUUGGAGUAGACCCCUUGGCCUCCAAUAAGGGUUUCUGGGCAGAGCUUUUGGGGAUUGGUGACUUCUACUACGAACUUGGAGUGCAAAUUGUUGAUAUAUGCUUAGCAACAAGACCCCACAACGGAGGCUUGAUCAACCUGCAGGAACUCUGCAAUUUGCUUCGUCAGAGACGAAAGAAUGACCGUGAAGCUGUUUCCGAGGAUGAUUGCCUGCGUGCUAUAAGUAAGCUGAAGGUAUUGGGUAAUGGUUUUGAGGUUAUUUCUGUUGGAAAGAGGAAGCUUGUCCGUUCUGUUCCAACUGAGUUGAACAAAGACCAUAAUGAAAUUUUAGAGCUUGCCCAGUCUCAAGGCUUUGUGACUGUUGAUGAGGUAGAGAGACGGCUAUCUUGGACCAGUGGCCGUGCAAUUGAUGCCCUUGACACUUUACUAGAUGAGGGUCUUGCAAUGAUUGAUGAUGGCCACAAAGAUGGUACACGCCGAUAUUGGUUCCCAUGUGUAUCUUCCAUCUCUACCCUUGUUGGAGCCGACACUUGACAAAUGAGAUAUCUCAACAUAAUGGAGUUCAAUACGAUCAUAUGUAAAAAUUACUCAUCUGUGGUUCCCUUUGUAAUACUAGUUGGUCGAACAUACUGACAAUGUUCAAUUCUUUUCAUCUUGUAAGAGAUAAUUUGCUACAUUUUUCACAACUCGGUCUCCAAAACUCCCACCACAAUUUGAGAUGUGGUUUAUCAGAAGUUAUAAGCUUUAGCAGGAC